Molecule: messenger RNA, 1725 nt
Organism: Rubroshorea leprosula
Lineage: Eukaryota; Viridiplantae; Streptophyta; Magnoliopsida; Malvales; Dipterocarpaceae
Source: the annotation of a GenBank genome assembly
UUCUUGAAAGUAGAUUAUUGUUGGGCCUUGUAUACUCUAUUUAUAGAGUUCUAGAGUUCUACCAUAUAAGAUGGAAAAUGACAAUAGAUAGCGUGUUUGGAUUAUAAUGUUCUGCUGAUUCAGAGAGGAAUGACUAAAUCCUUUAGUAAAUGCCUUCGUUUUAAACUAUUUUGUAUUAUUUAUAUACAAGGAAAUUUAUAUUGUCUGGUAAAUGAUAAGUCUUAGAGCUGUGUGCUGUGUGCCGUGUGCUGUGCCAUUGAAUUGAAAUCACAAAAUAAUUGUGUCUAACUGGCAUAUUAAACAUUAUCCGGGAGAAUAUUGGGGAAAAGGUGAAAGAAUGCCACUCUAAAUUACUCGCUCUGCAUGCAAAAGCAUGGUGAUGUAACAUAUUAUCACUUCUUUGCUUGGGUCAUGAGUAUUUAAAGUACAAUUCAGUUGUAAUAACUUAGAUCAGCUGCAACUCUUGCAGAAUUCAUUUAGUGAAGUUGACAACAUAACAUAAUUUUGCACCUAACAGCUGAUUCCCACUCUCAAGGUGUAAUAUUGUGGCUAGUAUUGUAAAUGAGCUAAGCUAAGUUAUGCAACUCCAUCCUUGUGCUUGGAGUGGUAUUGUUUUUGGCUGCAGUAUGCUCCUAGCUUUGAGCUUAGCUGGUUUAUUUUUUCCUUCACAAGCCUAUUUCGAGCUGUCCCCAAGCUUAGUCCAAAUUUAUCUUAAAAAACUGACUACCAGCACAUUUAGUUAAAUGUCUUCUGGCUUUCAAUGGCUUUGAGGUUGUUUGUUAAUGAGUUCACUUCUGGCUUCUUAUUUGAGUUUGAGAGGUUAAAGUUGUGCAACAUCCCAAGUUAAACCAGAAACUACCUUUAAAUGUUUUGGUGUAAGGUUUCCAAUAAAACACAUGGAUGGAGUCACAUGUACGUGAAAAUGAGAUUGAGGUUGGAAUCUAGCUUAUUAUGAACUAUUAUUUGGGCAGUUGGUGGGCUUUGUUUCUGAAGCUUUAAUGGGCUCAACUAACUAGCCUUGUUCAUGGAUGGCUCAUGGCUGUCGAGCUUUGUUUGCAACCUUAAAAGAGCUGAGCACCAUCAUGUGCUAGUUUGGCUUUUUAACAAGUGUGAGAUUGACCCAAAUGUUGUUAUUGAGGUUAAUGAAUGAGUGGCGUGCAGGCCAUUUGUCCUAUUUGAUUGUCAACUCAUGCUCUAAUAUGUGUCUACUGCUUGUAAUUAUCUGCUUUUAAGUGGACAAUGAGGGUUAUUGUUCAUGUUUUGCAUCUCUGCCCUUGAAAAGAAACGUAGAUUGCAAGGUUAUCUGCAUCUCUUAUUUCAUUUUCCACAAGAGUUUCAUUAAUGUUGCCUUUUCAUUGAUUUAAAGGACCGGGCCAAUGAGAUAUAUAAGAAGGUAGAAGAUCAAAAAUCUAGUAGAGGAAGAAAUCAGGAUGCUUUGUUAGCUGCUUGCCUUUACAUUGCGUGUAGGCAAGAGGACAAACCACGCACUGUUAAGGGUAUAAUCUGUGCUUCCUUUUAGCAUAUUGAUACUUCCUGAUUUAUCUUUCCCUUCGUAUGUGAGCUGCCUGAACUUGUGGGUUUUAAAUAGAAAUAUGCUCUGUUGCCAAUGGAGCCACAAAGAAAGAAAUUGGCCGAGCAAAAGAAUAUAUUGUUAAACAAUUGGGAUUAGAGACUGGUCAGUCUGUGGAGAUGGGUACGAUACAUGCUGGUGACUUCAUGGUGAGC